UCAUGGCCGAUCUCUCCGAUACAGAAGCUUAGUUGCAUUAUUGUGUAACACUUUUUAUCCUCGAUUUCGAAUUAAACACCCAUCUUCCAGCUGUACUUUUCAAACAAUAAUUAUAGAAGAGAAAUUGUUUACUUUGGAUAAAAGUUACGAUUGCUCAUAUAAACUUUUAAAAUCUUUCUUCCUUUAUAAAACCCGCCUGCUACAGUGAGAUACUAAGCGGACACUUGAAUUCGCUACAUCUGCUUUUCCCAGUCACUUUUGCUGCUGUAGCUGACCUGAAUGUAUAUCAGAAAGCCCCACAGACGGGUACGUCUACCUGCAUCACAGCAUCGACUCCCAGCUGCAUCUUUGGGCUCUCCCCCUCCUCCCUGCCUCAUCCCCUUUCCCUCUCCCUGCUGCCGAGCUUGAAGGCAGACGUCUAACAAGAACCAGCAGCGGUAGAUACAUCCUCCUGAGCAAAGCAUGGACCCUCCCGAGACACCGCUUAACUGUUGGAAAUGGUUUAAUCAGUAUUUUGGAGGAUUCAUAACUGUUCUCUUCCUUCCUGCUUCGCUUUUAACCGCACCUGUGCUGUGGAGACCAGCUGCUACCUUUGAUCACCUGAGAGUUUUCCACAGCGGAAUGUCACUGUCAUUGUUGAUCACAGCCACCGCUUGGUAGGAUCGAUCUGAUAGCAAGAACAAAGCAGGUGGCGCUUGAAAGCGUAGUUUGCUCCGUUGGGCUCAGUACCUAGCGCCAAGGGAAGGAACGCAGGCCUAACCUGUAACGCUACUCUUACACAUUCGGGGGACGUAACUCGUUGUUUUCGUGAGCAGGACACUGCAACUGUCUGCCUCCGUGUCCGUAGGAUACUUCUCAUUUGUGGUGUUCUGUUUCUUGAAAGAUCAAGACAAACAACUCUUCUUCUGACCGUUUGUUUGUGGCCGGAUGUGAAGGUGGUUAUUCAUUGUUUGUCCACAAUAGUGUUGAAGACACCGGCUUGUAAUGUGGCUUACAUUCAGAUCCAUUUGGAUUUCCUACCAGGAAGUUGUGCAAUAUUUUUCUUCUGGGUGAUUAACAUAACACCCUCACCAAUCUGGACAUCAUUGUUCUCAGCUGACAUCUAAGAAGCUGAUUUUAUAAUGUCUUCUGUGUAAACAAGUGUGUUUUUCUGGACGUAGCUACUCUCGGCAUAAACCAGUGAUGUCAUUGGCACAUGUGAAGAAUCUGAGCCACUGGUUCAAACGUCACGUGACCAGAAUUAGUUGUGACAGCAAAACGGAAGAUAAAUGUUUUUUACAACUAUCUCAUUAAUCUAUUGUAAGUUUUCUUUCUUAUGCUUUGGUGGUAAGGUGGUGUUGAAAAAAUAUUUAAUAUUUUUUUUCCACUGUAGUCUGAACUUUAUGUUGCACUUAAAAGCGCUUCAAAGGGUUCUUAUUUUUAUAAAAGAAAGGAAGAGAGAUUAACCGACCUUUUCAAGGAGGGCAUUGUGGGAAAUCACAUCUCUUAGACUUUUUCUAUUUUCUCGAACGUUUACAGUCUAACGCUAAUCCAGCGUGACAGGAAACAAUUGAACAAGACAGGGAUAACUACAUUAGCACCAUGCAAUUUUCUAUUCCAUUUGUUUUCAUGUCUGUCUUCGAUUCAAUUUUUCUAGCCUUUUGUCUCGUCUGUUCGUUUUGUCCCUGCUUCUUCUGCUACACAUCCCCUUUUAUGAUGAUAAAUAACGAUUCCUCCUGUGUUCAGAUCUUCAAUAUAGCUGAUAAGCACUUUUCGAAAUGUGCUUUGACGGUUGUGCUCUUUAUUUGAAGAUGUACAGCUAUGAAUAAUAUUCAGUAAUUGAAUGCUUUGGCAGAAAAAUUUAUAGCUCAGAAGGUCGUCUACCGAGUAAAAUGAUGAUGUCGUUAGCAAAUGUUUCGGUAACAAAAAACUGUUCAAUCAGAAUUGUGUAAACGCCAUUAAUUAUUCAGGUGAAUAUGCUGAAUUUUUUUUAGCGAAGUAACAGCUGUUUGGAAUGUAAUAUGUGAAUACUCUUUCACAAUCCGUGCGAGCUUUUAGUUAGCCCCUUGACUGUUUAUUGAAGACCAUAUGGGAAAUCAAGCUACAGUGAGUAAGGAUGUCGCGCUUGGGAAUGUUCAUAAAUGUAUUUAUUAAUCGAUCUUUGUUUGCUCGAGUCCAUCACCACGGCCAACGCCAACCACCACUAUAUUUAGUUUUGCUACUGUCACUAAACCUUAGUCUAUUUUAUUUUCUGUUAACAAUGACAGCAGACUUUCUUUGGCAGAGAUCAUGAAGUAUUUAAAAUUUCCUAACAAUUCUCUAGACAAACUUUUCUCCUCCCAAAAGUCCUCUUAGGGUGUAAAUUGUAAAUUAUUUACCGCUGUGGGAUGUUUGUGGCAAACACGUUCUCAAAACCUGACUAAAAUUUCCGUGGGAUCUGGAUGGUCUGCCGGAGCUAUUCUUCGCGCAUGUGAAGUAUGGAUGUGCACGAAAUGUUUCUGGACAUCACCAAUGACACACAGUGCAGUGGUGAGGGUUACGAGGUGCAAACGGUGUCUCCCAUGGCGUCGGCCGCCAACAACACGACCUUCUACCCUCUCGUCAAGCAGCCAUUGCACAUGGUGCUGCUGCUGUCACUGGUCUACGGGUCUGUCUUGCUGCUGGCUUUGCUUGGCAACGUAUGUGUCCUGGUGGUGGUUGCGAGUGACAAGAGGCUUCACUCUGCCACCUACAUGUUCAUCGCCAAUCUGGCGGUUGCUGACCUUCUGGUGGCCAUUUUCUGCACUCCAAUCACGUUGUUGUCUAACAUUUUCAGUGGAUGGAGAUUUGGUGCUUUCAUGUGCAAAGCAGUGCCGUACCUUCAAGGUGUGUCUGUGUGUGCUUCUGUCAACACACUGGCUGCCAUUGCAGUUGACAGGUAUCUAGCUAUAUGUCACUUACUGCGGAUACGAAUGACAAUGAGAAUGGCGCGGGUCAUUCUAGCUGGCAUCUGGUUGGUGGCCACCACUGUCACAGUCCCUUGGGCAGUCUUCUAUAACCAGGGUGCUUUCGUCCAGCCCCAUCAAAUCAUACCCGUCUGCUACCAGACUUGGAAAAGCAAAGAAGAAGAGCGCAACUUUUUCCUGGGCGCCAUAUUCCUCUUCUGCUACGUCCUGCCCUUGUCCUUCAUCGUGUGCUGCUACUUUAUGAUUGGCUACCGCGUGUGGAACCGCGACGUUCCCGGCAUCACCUCGGAACGCGGCGUCAUCCAGAAGUCAAAGGUCAGAGUCCUUAAGAUGCUGGCUGUGGUGGUGCUACUCUUCGGCCUCAGCUGGCUGCCCCUCUACAUCAUCAACCUUAAACUCUACUUCUUCCGACCCGCCGACGACAGCGACGAGAUGCACAUCAUCCACAGCUCCGUCAUCCCGGUGGCGCAGUGGUUAGGGACGUCCAACAGCUGCAUGAACCCACUGGUCUACUGCCUCUUCAGCAAACGCAUCCGCGACCGAAUCCGCCUCAUCUUGACUUGCGCCGGGAGCGAGGCUCGUCGCUCCUUUUCGCGUUACUCCAGCACGCGUCACAUGACCGUGGACUAUUCCAACGGAAGGGUCAAGUUGGCCUUUCGGGUCAACGUUACCCAGGCCGGCACGUCCUUGUUGCCCACCAGACCCCUGCCCCGGGUGUCCUGCGAAGACAGCGGGGAUAAUGUGGCCCUCGCGACCCUCGACAGCACUUUGACAUAAUGAUUUGAGAUUGUUAUGCUGUGGCCA
Messenger RNA from Pomacea canaliculata, 3728 nucleotides. RefSeq names its product neuropeptide SIFamide receptor-like. Gene Ontology annotation, biological process: G protein-coupled receptor signaling pathway. Gene Ontology annotation, molecular function: peptide binding; neuropeptide receptor activity. The record is from RefSeq and is a predicted model, not a curated record. Bases 2457 to 3701 code for a protein of 414 amino acids. The transcript has 4 exons. Lineage: Eukaryota; Metazoa; Mollusca; Gastropoda; Architaenioglossa; Ampullariidae. Gene Ontology annotation, cellular component: membrane.